GUUUCUUUUCUACACAGAGCUGCUGAGGACAGAGGAGAGCUGCACACUGAUGAAGUUCAUGGCUGAAAGUUUGGUUGUUGUGUUUGUGUGAAGGUGUGGACUCUGCUAUGGAUCAGUGUGAGGAACCAGGGGAGGGAGUCCGCCCCUCUAAAACCACUCUGCGUGGGGACCAUGACAGCCGGACUGAAGCUCAGAGCCUAGAGCAGAGGCACAGCCCAGACUCUACUGGAUCUAAAUCAGAACCUGGACCCAGCUGUGUGUCUGGGAGGAGUGACCAGUCAAUGGAGCUUCCUCUUUUUUUUAGACAAUCUGCUGAUGUAAAAGUCCAGCAGCAAAAAACUAAUUCAAAACCCAGCUGUGUGUCCUGGAAGAGCGACGGGUCGAAUCAACGUUUAAUUGACUUUAAAGUUCAUCCACCAUCUGCUGAUCAGAUAGUCCAGCAGCAGAAACCAGGUUGUUCAAAACCCAGCUGUGUGUCCUGGAAGAGCGACGGGUCGAAUCAACGUUUAAUUGACUUUAAAGUUCAUCCACCAUCUGCUGAUCAGAUGGUCCAGCAGCAGAGACCACACUAUCCUGGAUCUGGACCCAGCUGUGUGUCCUGGAAGAGCGACGAGUCGAACCAACGUUCAAUUGACUUUAAAGUUCAUCCACCAUCUGCUGAUCAGAUAGUGUACGAGGAGAGCUCAAAGGUUCCCAGUGGUUGGUCUGCCCAAUGGCAUCAGACACACCUGGACUCCAUAUUCAUGGCGCUGGAGGAGAACAUUGUCGCUUUUGUGAAGGAUGAGAUGAAAAAAUUCCAGAAGAUUGUGAGUUCAGAUUACUCAAAAUGCUUAGAGAGUGAGAGGAAGGAUGAGGAAGGAUUGGACGGCGAGGAUGAAGAGCAGAGGAGGAGCAGCAGAGAGGCAUUUCUGAAGAUCACACUGCACUUCCUCAGAAGAAUGAAACAGGAGAAACUGGCUGACUGUCUGCAGAGCAAAAGUCGCCCUGGAGUUUGUCAACGUAAACUCAAAUCUAACCUGAAGAAGAAGUUCCGGUGUGUGUUUGAGGGGAUCGCUAAAGCAGGAAACCCAACUCCACUGAAUCAGAUCUUCACAGAGCUCUACAUCACAGAGGGAGGGACUGCAGAGGUCAAUGAUGAACAUGAGGUCAGACAUAUUGAAACAGCAUCCAGGAAACCACACAAACCAGAAACAACAAUCAGACAACAAGAUAUCUUUAAAGCAUCAUCUGGAAGAGAUGAACCAAUCAGAACAGUGAUGACAAAGGGAGUGGCUGGCAUUGGGAAAACAGUCUUAACACAGAAGUUCACUCUGGACUGGGCUGAAGACAAAGCCAACCAGGACAUACAGUUGACAUUUCCAUUCACCUUCAGAGAGCUGAAUGUGCUGAAAGAGAAAAAGUACAGCUUGGUGGAGCUUGUCCAUCUCUUCUUCACUGAAACCAAAGAAGCAGGAAUCUGCAGGUUUGAAGAGUUCCAGGUUGUGUUCAUCCUUGACGGUCUGGAUGAGUGUCGACUUCCUCUGGACUUCCACAACAAUGAGAUCCUGACUGAUGUUACAGAGUCCACCUCAGUGGAUGUGCUGCUGACAAACCUCAUCAGGGGGAAACUGCUUCCCUCUGCUCGCCUCUGGAUAACCACACGACCUGCAGCAGCCAAUCAGAUCCCUUCUGAGUGUGUUGACAUGGUGACAGAGGUCAGAGGGUUCACUGACCCACAGAAGGAGGAGUACUUCAGGAAGAGAUUCAGAGAUGAGGAGCAGGCCAGCAGAAUCAUCUCCCACAUCAAGACAUCCAGAAGCCUCCGCAUCAUGUGCCACAUCCCAGUCUUCUGCUGGAUCACUGCUACAGUUCUGGAGGAUGUGAUGAAGACCAGAGAGGAAGGAGAGCUGCCCAAGACCCUGACUGAGAUGUACAUCUACUACUUGGUGGUUCAGUCCAAUGUUAUGAACAUCAAGUUUGAUGGAGGAUCUGAGACAGAUCCACACUGGAGUCCAGACAGCAGGAAGAUGAUUGAGUCUCUGGGAAAACUGGCUUUUGAGCAGCUGCAGAAAGGCAACCUGAUCUUCUACGAGUCAGACCUGACAGAGUGUGGCAUCGAUAUCAGAGCAGCCUCAGUGUACUCAGGAGUGUUCACACAGAUCUUUAAAGAGGAGAGAGGACUGUACCAGGACAAGGUGUUCUGCUUUGUCCAUUUGAGUGUUCAGGAGUUUCUGGCUGCUCUUCAUGUCUAUCUGACCUUCAUCAACUCUGGAGUCAAUCUGAUGGCAGAAGAACAAUCAACCUUCUGGCGGCCUGUGCCAAGAGCCACACCAAUAGGUUUCUACCAGAGUGCUGUGGACAAGUCCUUACAGAGUCCAAAUGGACACCUGGACUUGUUCCUUCGCUUCCUCCUGGGUCUUUCACUGAAAAACAAUCAGACUCCCCUAAAAGGCCUGCUGACACGGACAGGAAGUAGCUCUCAGACCAAUCAGGAAACAGUCCAGUACAUCAAGAAGAAGAUUGACAAGGGUCUGUCUCCAGAGAAAUGCAUCAAUCUGUUCCACUGUCUGAAAGAAUUGAAUGAUUGUUCUCUGGUGAAGCAGAUCCAACAGUACCUGAGAUCAGGAAGUCUUUCCACAGAUGAUCUCUCUCCUGCUCAAUGGUCAGCUCUGGUCUUCAUCUUACUGUCAUCAGAGGAAGAUCUGGAUGUGUUUGACCUGAAGAAAUACUCUGCUUCAGAGGACGCUCUUCUGAGGCUGCUGCCUGUGGUCAAAGCCUCCAACAAAGCACUACUGAGUGGCUGUCAUCUUUCAAAGAGAGGCUGUGAAGCUCUGUCCUCAAUUCUCUGCUCUCAGUCCUCUAGUCUGAGAGAGCUAGACUUGAGUGACAACAACCUGCAGGAUUCAGGAGUAAAGCUGCUGUGUGGUGGCCUAAAAAGUCCACACUGUACACUGAAAACUCUGAGACUGAGUAGCUGUAACCUCUCAGAGAGAAGCUGUGAAGCUCUGUCCCCAGUUCUCAACUCCCAGUCCCCCAACUUGAGAGAGCUGGACCUGAGUAACAACAACCUGCAGGACUCAGGAAUGAAACUUCUGUCUGGUGGACUGGAGAGUCCACAAUGUGCACUGGAAACCCUCAGGAUGUCAGGCUGUCAGAUCUCAAAGGAAGGCUGUGCCUCUCUGGCCUCAGCUUUAAAGUCCAACCCCUCCCAUCUGAGAGAGCUGGACCUGAGCUACAAUCAUCCAGGAAACUCAGGACUUAGGCUGUUGUCUGCUGGACUGAUAAAUCCAUGCUGGAGACUGGAAACUCUCAGGGUGGAGCCUGGUGGAGUCCAAUGGUUGAGACCAGGUCUGAGGAAGUACUCCUGUGAACUCACACUCGACACAAACACAGUACACAGAAAGAUCAAACUGUCUGACAACAACAGGACAGCGACACAUGUGAGACAGGAGCAGCCGUAUCUUGAUCAUCCAGAGAGAUUUGACUACUGGCCUAAGCUGCUGUGUAGAGAUGGUCUGACUGGUCGCUGUUACUGGGAGGUGGAGUGGAGAGGAAGUGUUGAUAUAUCAGUGAGUUACAGAGGAAUCAAACGGAGAGGAGACAGAGACGACCCUUCAUUUGGAGGAAAGGAUCUGUCCUGGAGGCUGAGAUGCUCUGAUGCAGGGUACUCUGUCUUACACAAAGACAAAGAAACACCCCUCACCUUCUCUUCUUUGUCCUUCUUCUCCUUCUUCUUCUCCUUCUUCUCAUCCUUUCUCUCCCCCUUCUUCUCUUCCUCCUCCUCCUCCUCCUCUUCCACCUCCUCCUCUGCCUCUGGUAGAGUAGCAGUGUAUGUGGACUGUCCUGCUGGCACUCUGUCUUUCUACAGAGUAUCCUCUGACACACUGAUCCACCUCCACACCUUCAACACCACAUUCACUGAACCUCUGUAUCCAGGGUUUAGUUUUAUUUCCUGGUCAUAUGGUUCCUCAGUGUCUCUAUGUUCUCUGUAGGAGGGACAGUCUCCUCCUGUUAGAGAAACUUUCACUGCUGACCACAUUGUUCAGUCCAUGGGCAUAGUGGACGUGGGGUACAUGUCCCCCACAGUGGCUGUAUCUGUCCCAUAUGUCCCCUGCACUUUUCCGUACUGUUAAUAGAGUUUGACAGCCGUUCAAUUCAUUUUAACAAGUCAGAGCUUGUUCUUCCAAGUUGUCCUGGAUGCACUGUGAGUGGAGGGUCAAGGUGCACACUUGUUGCUUCUUUUGUUAUCACAGCAGAGAGCCAUGCUCCCUCUGUUGCCUCUCUAAGCACAGAGUGGGGAGGAUGUACUGUGAGUUUGAACAAAAAUGUAAAGCAAACAAGGCAGCAGAGGCAGAGAACCUUGCACUCGUUCUUUAUAUCAAACCAUGUAAGCUGAGUUAGUUUUUUGUAACAGUUAGCUGAUGUUAAAAGGUGACCUCUUUUCCUACUCAUCAGGUAUUUUUGGUUAUUUGGUUUGGUUCCGUAGCCGCUAUGGAGAGGCGCAGUUGAAUAGGAGAGAAUACUUAUUAUUAAUGAAACUUAAAAAAUAUGAAAUCAGAUGAGAAGCACUUUCUUGGCUAACCAGUUACCUAGAGAAUAGGAGUCAAUAUGUGCAAAUUAAUCAUGUUAAAUCACAACUACUGAAGGUUAAGUGUGGGGUUCCCCAAGGCUCUGUGUUGGCACCAUUGCUGUUUAAUUUGUACAUUAAUAAUAUAUGUGAGGUUUCCAGAGCACUAAAAACAAUUUUAUUUGUGGAUGAUACAAGUUUACUCUGCUGUGGGGAUAACUUGCAACAACUUUUGGAUACAGUGGGAAAUGAACUGAACAAACUGAAGAGUUGGUUUGAUUCAAAUAAACUAACACUAAAUUCAAGCAAUACAAAAUUUAUAAUAUUUGGGAAUCGUUCAACUAACUCAUGUAAGAAACUCAUGAUAAAUGAUGUACAAAUCGAAAAAGUGUCUGAAAUCCAAUUUGAAUUAAUAAUAGACAAUAAAUUAUGUUGGAAGCCACACAUAAAUUACAUUAAAGGGCCAGUGUGUAAUAUUUGGCAUGGUUUAUUAUCAAAUCUGAAUAUUCUACCCAUUCAUAUGUUUAUAUAAGUGUAUAAUCGCUAUAAAAUAAAAUUCGUUU
Molecule: messenger RNA, 5109 nt
Organism: Epinephelus fuscoguttatus (brown-marbled grouper)
Lineage: Eukaryota; Metazoa; Chordata; Actinopteri; Perciformes; Serranidae
Product: NLR family CARD domain-containing protein 3-like
Exons: 14
Coding region: 108-3971 (1287 amino acids)
Molecular function (GO): protein binding
Source: RefSeq, a predicted model, not a curated record